UAUGUGUUCACUUUUUAAUUAUCACCUCGUUUCAAGGUAUGUAUGUAUACAUAAUCGACUCCCUACUCCCCGAAGUCCCUUUAUGCCCUUUAUCAUUGCAAUUCAUCAAUUGUCCUUAUCGGCGCUCCGCGAUUAUCCAUCGAGUUAUCGACGAGCCUGCUUUUGCUCGACGUUUUCGACGGCGUCUCCUCGAUGUCGCUUCCGAGCACGUGUAUUUUUCGAAACGUAACGUGUUGAUGACUUGAUGAAAAUUUUCUAACAUAACGCAUAAACGCCCGCGCGUUGGGGAAUCUCGUGCCCAAAAUUCGCCUCGAUCACGCGCCUGUGUGUGUGAGUGUGCGUGCGCAGAAUAUGUAAAAUGGGCGAGUACACGAACGUGUACACCUUCCACGACAAGACCCUCGCCGAGAGGUUGGAGGAGUACACCAACAUCCUGUCGUCGCGUGGGAAAAUAGUGCCCGCCUCGAACAUCCGUACGGAAUGGGUCUGCGACGUGGAGCUCGUCAUCGAGCCGGUCGGCUGGCAGGCGUUGUGGAAGAUAUCGCGCGCCACGUGCGAGAAUUACGGCAUCCGCUAUCCGACCAUCGUCAAGGUGGAGGUCCUGGGGAUGGACUACCCCAUGUUGAACGCCCUGGUGAAGAUCACGGCCGUCCAGGACGACAUACACCUGCCCGAGAAGCACGAGGUCCCGCUGAUCGAGCUCUAUCCCACCAUCGAGCAGGCGAACCACAGCUUGGACAUAGUCGGCACGGCGCAUUGCGUGGAUCGCCUGCGUUUCUUCUACAAUUACCUGUGGAUGCCGUGGGACGAGGACGAGGACGACAACAUCGAUUGGGUGGAGCAGCACCUGGAGCGUAGGAUCAGACUGUUCUUCGACAUGAAUAACGGAGUCGUCAGCAAGGAGACCUGCGACAUUAUCAAAUCGUUAAUCAGCGAGGGUAAAGAGAUACAGAAGAAGAUAUCCACGUACGAGGCUUUGCUGCCUGAGGACUUCCAGGAGGACGACGUUCCCGAAGAGCUGGCCCAGGAAACGUGUACCUUGAUGAAGCUCCACUUUCGGCUUCAGCAGAUCAAAGCUGAGAUGGACCUGCUGGAGAAUCCGUCGUUGAGAGGAUUGCUUGGGAGGAAUCAGUCGUAUAAUAGAAGAAAAAAGCGUGGCGAUAAUGAAAAUAGAAAAAACGUGUGCUAUUUUGUGUGGCUGGGGGGUGUUGUCAAAGAGCUGCAGGAACUCUCCAGUAAAAUUCAAACAAUGUUGCCUGAGGAUACGCCCAUUAAAAUCUGCGGCUAUCUCGACGACGUUAUGGAUAUGUUCGAGACGGGCGAUACUAUUUUUUUGGGCAAAGGAAAUUAUUCGAUUAAAAAUUCCAACGGGUUGCAAGAAGGAGGUUUAAUUAUGGGACUUUCUAACGCAGAGAACACUAUAAUUUCUCCUUCACUUGAGCCAGAUAUGACAUCGUCUCUGUUCGAUCUAUCUGGCAAUGAGAUAUUGUUGAGGAAUAUCUGCAUCGACCUGGGAAUACUUCAGGCAGGCAUAAUUGUCAGGAAGGGUUGUACCGUAAUUGUAACUGGUUGCAGAAUACGUGUCUCUAAUGUCACUGCAAGUAAUAGCGCUAAAUGGGGCGCGGUUGUUAUGCCGGGAGCGAAGUUAGUACUUGAGAACACGAGUUUCCAAGGAUUGGGGACCGCCAUCAUUAUUUAUGGUACCGGCGAGGUCGUUAUGAAUGAUUGUAUCUUUGAAGGCUGCGAGGGUGUACGGCUCAACGACAAUGCAAGUUUUACCGCGAGCAGAUGUUCCUUCGAGCACAUUGAAAAGGGACAAGCUGUCGUGGUAGAAACUGAGAAAGUAACUCGUUCGGAGAGUGUAGAGGUGGGAAGUGAAUUGAACAAUGCGUCUCUAAAAAAUGUCUCUUUAAGCGAAUCUUUUUUCCGCGGUCGCGCGUUCGAAUUGCCUUCUCGACGAGUCGAGGCGCUAAUUAGGGCCGAGUGGAAGUGCACGACGACGAAGUCACCGUUGACGGACGCGUCUCGCGACAUGGUGGAGACGACCGCAGCACCGACGCAGUCCGUCGAUGGACAAACGCAGUUCGGUAACACGCGUCACUUCGAAGAUCCGUCAGACUGCAUCUUCGUCUUCAAGAACACGUUCUCGGAUUACGAGGAGCCGCCCUCCGACGAAGAGGUCGAUUUAAAACCCCUGCGGGAGGCGGCGGUGGCGGUCCCGGCGCCGAAGAUCACCGAGAAGCGAAAAGCCGAGGAUGCCGAUGCCAGCAAGGAUCUGAAGAAGGCAAAAUUGGAAACGAAAGCGCUGAAAGCGAAGAGGCCGGGAUUCACGGACGAGCGGUACAACGAGACCAGUUAUUACGUGGAGCACGGUCUCCGUAAGGUAUAUCCCUAUUACUUUACCUUCACGACAUUCACGAAAGGUCGAUGGGUCGGCGAGAAGAUCCUGGAGGUCUUCGCGAGGGAAUUCCGUGCCCAUCCAGCCGAGGAAUACGAGAGAUGUAUUCGCGCCGGCACCCUCACGGUCAACUAUCAAAAGGUGGACGUCGAUUACAGGUUACGGCACAACGAUCUCCUGGCUAACGUCGUCCACAGACACGAGGUGCCUGUCACCUCGGAGCCGAUCACGGUGAUACACAUGGACGAGGACGUCGUCGUGGUCAACAAGCCCGCCUCCAUCCCUGUGCAUCCGUGCGGUCGUUACCGGCACAACACCGUGGUCUUCAUCUUGGCGAAGGAGUACAACUUGAAGAACCUCAGGACUAUUCACAGGCUGGACCGGUUGACCAGCGGCAUCCUCCUGUUCGGCAGGACGCCGAAGAAGGCGAGGCAGAUGGAGCACCAAAUAAGAAAUCGACAGGUCCACAAGCAGUACGUGUGCCGAGUGGAGGGUGAGUUCCCCGAGGAGGAGGUGAUCUGCUCGGAGCCGAUCGAGGUCGUCUCCUACAAGAUCGGCGUCUGCAAGGUCUCCGAAAAGGGCAAGGAUUGCGUCACCCGCUUCAAGCGUCUCAGCUACAACGGCAAGUCGUCGGUGGUGCUGUGCAAGCCGCAGACCGGGCGCAUGCACCAGAUCCGCGUGCAUCUGCAGUACCUCGGCUAUCCCGUGGUGAACGAUCCGCUCUACAAUCACGUGGUCUUCGGCCCGCACAAGGGUAAGGGCGGUAACAUCGGCAAGACCGACGAGGAGCUCGUCCGGGAUCUCAUCAGCAUCCACAACGCCGAGAACUGGCUCGGCAUGGACGGCGAUUCCGACAUGAGCCUGUUCAAGCCGAAGCUCGAGCUGGAGGAACGGAUGCUGGGCUCCGGCAGCGACAAGGACAACAGCUCCUCGCCGUCGUCCACCCCGGGCCUGGUCGAGGACGAGCAGCAGCAGCCGCCGCCGCCGCUGCCGCCGCAGCAGCAGCAGCAGCAGCAACAACAACAGCCGCAGCAGCAGGAAUCCCUCAAAGUCACCGUGGGCACGCAGACGGGCUCGGAACCGCCGGAUUCCACUUUCGCCAACGACAAGGUCACCGUCGACCCGCACUGCUACGAGUGCAAAGUCAAGUACAGGGACCCGAAGCCGUCGGACCUGGUGAUGUAUCUGCACGCGUGGCGUUACUGCGGCCCGGGAUGGGAGUACGAGACGCCUCUGCCCGCGUGGGCGGCGAGCGAUUGGACCGGCGACGAUCGAUAGUUCGGACGACGCGAUCGAGGACGAUCCACGCGGAUUCCUCGGCGAGCGAUCGUCGUCAUUGCCGUCGUCGAGUCUCGACCCCCCCUUUUGAUAUCCUUACCCCGUGCCUUCCAUCCGCCAAUGAGCGAUCUUGACCAUCGUGCGCAAGCAAGUACAUGUAGACAAAUACACAUACACACAAACGUAUACACACAGUAGGCAAGCAGAGACGUGUGCAUACCCCUGCAACUUGGCCGUCGGACUUUUCGGGGUGCUGCGGCCCGAGAGAAAUGGGAUUGCUGGAACAAUCUCACGUCGCUCGAUACUUACAUUUCUGCAACUCGUCGUCGUCCGUCGUCGAUAUGUAUGCGACAACUUGGCGUUAUCGCGAAACCAAUUCCGACGGCAGCCCGCCGUUUACGCGCAGAAAUGUCACCGCUCGUUCUCUCGCGGCAAGUUCGCCCGUCGCGCGCGCGGACGUCGUUCUCGUUCCGUUAUUAUAUUUCUGGCAGAGAGUCACGCAAAUCCCUCACACGCGGACGAUCUUGCGCGGGGAAACGGUCCGAGACGCGACGUUAUUAUGCGGAUUAAUCAUAGCGACAAAAGACAACCGUUGUUACCGAUCCUAUUACCUACGUAAAACUGUCCUGAUUUUGGGAGCCAGCUAAUAAAUCAGAUCAUUAUUACUUGUUAUUUUUGUCUUGCCGCGGAGCAUGUUCCGAUUUUCUCAAAUCAACCACGUUUCCUCCGAGUAAACCUAGAGCGCCUUGUACAGUUACGCAGUAAAGUCACGUCGAGAUGUAAUAAGGUGCAAUGAUUGUUCCUACGAUCGUUUCUCUCCGCGUAACAGCCAUAAGAAUGUUCUUGCACGGUCGGGUCGGUCAAUGUGGAUCUUACAAGUCGCAGGACUUCGUUGUAGCUUCCGAAUUAAUGACGAAUAGUAAUUUUUUCCCCCUCAGAAAGGUAUAUUGUAACAAAUAUAGGCGAUCUGUGAUUACAUUAUUGGAAUAUUUAUCGAAAUGUUUUAGCGAUAAAAUUACGGCCGUACAGCGAGGCGGCAAAGGCUGAUGAUAACUCUAUUUUUAUUUCAAUUCGCGAUAUAUGCAGAAGAAUAUGAUUAAUUUUUGAUUGUAAUACGGACGAGAUUCGUAUUAGUUACGAUUCCGCGCGAUAGAAAUUGUAUAUAAAAAUUAUUUGCACGAACGCUCUCAGCAGACUGAGACAAAUGUAUAUUCUGGAAAUCGCGGUAAGAGUCUUCGGCCACUUUUAUGAGCAGCGGCGGUUAAAAAGUCACUGCCACUGGAGCGAGAUACCCCUAACAUGUAAGGGAAGAUUGAUGCGUCUGUCGGAGAUGGCAUGGUAUUUCGAUGGAUCGUAUCAUUCAUCUUGAUUUAUGACGUAGAAACGUGGAAAGCCGCGCGUUUCUCGUCUAUUUUCUAUAGUCGCGGAGAAGUCGUCCGGCUCGCGCGCGCAACUUACUCCCCCCCGAUCUUACGGCAACAUUUUGAUUCACGGGAGAUAUACCCGCUCGAUCCAUUUCUCAAAAUUCCAGCGCUUUGCAGAAGCAAUGUCUUAUCAUCCGAGAAUAAACGAUCGGGCGCGGAGCAGCGGUAGUAUAUAUGUAUGUGACGCGUUUCGUCCUGACUCGAUCCGACGUUCUCGGGAGAUGUUCUCGGUAAAUCACCGUCGUGGCUUCGAAUUUGACUCGAGAUUCGACUUCGGUCGGACGGAAGUGAAUAGGCGAUAUCGAUUAUAUUCGGCGGCGGUGUUGCUUUUGGCAUCAAAUCCACCUCAAUACUCCGGCUUGACAGAAGUCAGCUAUAACUGGGAGAUAAAUUUAUCCCCGGCGGGGAUCGGCUUUGGAACAAUUUCAACGAAGCCCUGCGAUUUUCCGUAUUAUCGUACAGUGGUUGUGUAUCGCUAGUAUAUACUCGUUAAGAGAAAGAUUACCGUAAAACAUCGUGAAUUUGAACGAGAGGGAGAGAGAUCGAGAGGAACAGAGAAAUAAACGUCGGUAUUAAUCGUAUAUUAACGCUGUUAGAGGAAAUCUCCCCGAUAUGGUAUCUCUGUUACUCGCGGUCGUCAGUCUCCUAUCGCGCCGAGUUCGCCAAGUUCUCCGAAGGACACCGCCGACUGCGUAUCGUAUUCUCGAGACCGCGCGCGCGAGUAAGUAAACGGCAUUAUUUCUUACGUUCACCGACGAUGAGACUACGUUCCUCAUUGAGGACGACGCGACGGUCCGAUUCCCAUUCACACGUGCGCGCAACGCUCUUUCGCACGGUUUCGAGAAUAGACUCCUUGGAAUCGGGGCGAGACGCCGAUCGGGGGAGAAAGAGGAGGAGUAAGACGAAGGAGAUGGAACCGUAUCCUCCCGAAGUGGGCAUAGGGUAGGGGACUGACGUGCGGGAACCGCGAUAGAGGCGCAUCUAUUUUUAUGGCAGAUAUUUAAGUGGGGAACCAGUGCGCGCGGUGGCGCGGGUCCAGCGGCAGGGUUCUCCAACAAUAAGCGUGAUCUUGCCCAGAAGACAGCCAAUGAUCAUGCCAAAGAGCGUGCGACCAGCGAGCUUUCAAUCAUAUCGUGCAUAAUGUAACGCUCUUCUCGAGAUGUCCUCGUCGGCCUCGAGAAGAGCGCGGCCCGUCCGCGCGCGUGGUCGGGCCGGACAGAAGGAAGAGACAAGGUGUUUCGCAAAACAAGUACAAUCCGAGAGCGAGUGGAUAAGCGCGUGCUACAAUUUUAUUUUAUUAUACAAAGUCGUCGCGUUCUCUCGUCUCCGUGCGUCUUCGAGAGGCCGCGAAGGACACGCGAGAAGCGUGUGCGUCUUCUCCACCGCCGCCAGCUUCCACGUUGUCAGGCUCCGUCCUCCGUCCGCCGUUCGCUCCGAUUCGCGUAUACCGCAGGGAUCGAUCGGCAGAAAUUGCUAUUUCGUGAGCUUUUUUAUUUCAUGACGAUUGUGUUCUGCACACGCGCGAUGUCGAAGAAGCCCUCGUACGCGCAUACGAGGCCUGUUUCGCGUCAUGCGUUGCGCGAUAACACGCGGCGCGAAGUGUUUGCAAGAACGGGCGGACAGGGACGGGGCCCGAAGCGACAAAACACACGGAGCAGACAAGCUCCGCGUGUGACGCGGUGCUUCAGAGGCCUGUAUUUUGGCGUCGAGAAAGAGAGAGAUCGUUAAGUCGUCGUGAGCAGUGAUGGGAAGUGAUCCAGAAACGAUUGGGCGAAGCUACAGACGCGGCGAAUGCAUCAGAUUACUAUGCCUUCCGAUGAAAUUAGCGACUCUUCGACUCUCAAAACGUCAUAAUCCGGGACACUUCUCUUUUCUAAACGGGGCCAAUUCACGCGCGACCGCGUCUGGAUGCUUGCCGAGGGAUGAUCUUCGACGACAAGUGCUAUGACCUGCGAUUAUUACGCCACGACGUGCCGUAUCAACGAGAUUUAAAUUAAAUUAAGUUCGCACUGCCGCGCGACGUAUAUACGCUGUUAAUUUACGUUUAGAACACGGUCGAAAAAUUUGUGUGUUUGCUAAGUACAUAUAUAUAUAUAUCUUUAGAAUAGCUUCCCCGUUUUAGUUUUAGAAACGAGAGCGUGAGAGCCUUAGGGACGAUUGCUUUUAGGGCUGGCAUAGCUAUUAACUUGAUAGAUUCUUCCUGAAAUCGGACACUCGAUAGGAUCAAGAUACGACUAUCGGAAGAAGCAGUUAUCCUCUUUACCUAAGGUUUAACGCUGGUUAUAAUAUAUACAAUGGGUUAGUGCCUAAAAAUGUUCAAGGAAAAUGUGUAUCGGUAUCGUGCCUAAACAUUUUUUCAAUCUGGAGCGAGCACUUGGGACAAAAAAACAAUCUUGCCAUCACUGCCCGCGAGUCAUGAAUAAAGGAGAUGCGAAGAUAAAGGGGAACGUAAUAUCGGAUUCGCGACGAAAUGAAAUGGAUUUGGUAUAGAUAAUAUAUGUAUAAUAUAUGUAUACAUAGAGAAAGAGAAUAAGAGAGACGGAGAUAACGUAACACAACGGACCUAUCAUAAAAGACAGUGUGUGCGCUUACUAACACAAGCGGGAUAGCUCGCCAGAGGAGACGAGCUACCCCGAGAAUGUAACGGCUAGCUUAAAUCUAUUAUUUAAGAGUAAACUAACGAUAAUUCGAGAAACCGCGAAAAAGACAGUUCCGACUUUAGUGGCGCUAAGCGAGAAAGGGGAGCGAGAGAGCGGGAGAGAACGAGAGAGAGAGAGAGAGAGAGAGAGAGAGAGAGAGAGAGAGAGUGUGCGAGUGCGAGAGAAACGAGAGACAGGGAGAGCAGACGCAACGGUCUGCGGAACAAGCGAACGUGCUUUUGUAUAUAUGUAUUGUAUACGCACAUUGUACCGUAUCUAAAGUCACAUUAUUAUCCGUAUUGUAGCCGGCGGAACGUUUUAGCGCUAGUGAAUUCUCUUGUAUGAUGAACGAAUAAAAUGCAAAGUAUCGUUCGAUAAAA
Messenger RNA from Temnothorax curvispinosus, 8119 nucleotides. RefSeq lists its product as uncharacterized. Bases 359 to 3676 code for a protein of 1105 amino acids. Gene Ontology annotation, molecular function: RNA binding; pseudouridine synthase activity. Lineage: Eukaryota; Metazoa; Arthropoda; Insecta; Hymenoptera; Formicidae. The transcript is spliced from 12 exons. The record is from RefSeq and is a predicted model, not a curated record. Gene Ontology annotation, biological process: pseudouridine synthesis.